Cokeromyces recurvatus is the source of this 3085-nucleotide messenger RNA. RefSeq names its product Centromere/kinetochore Zw10-domain-containing protein. NCBI's taxonomy places the organism in Eukaryota, Fungi, Mucoromycota, Mucoromycetes, Mucorales, Mucoraceae. The coding region runs from base 88 to 2898 and encodes 936 amino acids. Gene Ontology annotation, biological process: endoplasmic reticulum to Golgi vesicle-mediated transport; mitotic spindle assembly checkpoint signaling. Gene Ontology annotation, cellular component: RZZ complex. The record is from RefSeq and is a predicted model, not a curated record. The transcript is spliced from 3 exons.
UAUCACUGUCGACUUGUAUUCAUUUAUUUUGGAAAUAAAAAAAUAAAAAAAAAAAAAAAAAAAAAAAAAAAAACUGAUUUAAAAAGCAUGCCACCUAUUAGAUCAUUAGAAGAUGCUUUUCUUUCUCAGUUAAUUGAGGAUGAGAACAUUCAAAAUGUCAUCUUGAAAACAGAUGUUGAAGUUAAUUCGUUAGUCUCUAUUUUAAAAAAACUCAAUUCAACUUCAAACGCGUUACAACAAGAAUUAUUCGAGCAAGUGCAAUCUCAUUUCGAGCAGUUUGCAUCAUCUUAUAAUACAAGUCAAGAUAUACAAGCUCAAGUUUUGAAAAUGACCUCUCAAGUAUCAGAAACCGAAACAAUAGUGUCUGAAACACAAAAGCAAGCAACAACGACAAUUGAAGCAUAUCAACAUGCUUUGCUUGAAUCACAAAAGAAUCAAGCUAGAAUAAAUGCAUUACAAAGGAUUGAACAAAUAUUAGAAUUAAUUGAAUGUAUUCAUGAUGAAUCAAGUCGAUACACUUAUUUGGAUUCUGUUAACCAUUUAAUUCAAUUGAAACAUAUUCUAGCAAAAGAUUGGAAGGAUGAUGAUCCUAGUAAUAGUACUCAAAUUAAAGAAAUAAUACUCUCUCGUGUUGAGCAACUCGAACAAUCGAUUGUUCUAAGUCUUCAAGAAGGGAUUCAUACUGCUAUUCAAUGUAGUUUGGGCUCAAUACGUGUAUUCUCCUUCUUUCAACCUAAUUUAAAUACAAAAGUGCAGUUGUCUGAUAUCUUUCAAUCGUUAUAUCAACUAGGUUUAUUACCUGAAGAAUGGAUGAAUGUUCAACGUUUGGUAUUUAAAAAUAUCUUUAUUCCUUAUUUCGAAAAAUCCGGUAGUAGAAUACAAAUAGAAAAUGUUCAAACUGAGUCUGCAGGCACAGGAGGUGUAUUACAAAUUAUUCGUGACACUACUGAUGAAGAUGAAGAUGGUUAUGUCGAACCAAUAUCGAUGAUAAACGAUAUGGAACUUAUUUUAGAUUUUCUUUAUUCUAAUUUUUUCAAUAAUAGUGAUAACGACAAAGACAUGAAGCUUUUAUUCGGUAAUCUAUUUUUACCCGAAUUAAUAAACUUGAUGAUUAGUAAAGGUAUUGCACCAGCGAUCCCGUCUACAAGAUCCAACUUAUCCGAUUUUAAGCGUGUAGCAGAUAGUGUUAUCAAGUUUGAAAAUAAAUUUGAAGAUAAAUAUGGCUUCCAAACAAAGGAUACAAUACUAUUAACAGAUUAUGUAAAAAAUAUCGAUAAACAUUAUGCUAAGAAACGAAGCGAACGUAUAUUGCAGGAAGGAAGAAAAGUAAUGCUUCGACGGCUUUAUGAUACAGACAAGACAACUAUAAAAGGGCAAAAAGAGAAUGAACCUAUUUAUGAAUGCCAGAUUACUCAAACACCUGAAAUAUUAUCUGUUUUGAUAUCUGAUACCUUGUCAGAAGCGUUUGAUUUACUGCAUGAUUCUCAUACUAUCUCAGCUAACACAUUAGUGGACGGUCUAGGCGAUUUAUUAGAUAUGUAUCGAGCAAUCAUGCCCAGUUAUCAUCGAACACAGUAUCUGAUGAGCCCAGCCAAUUCUCUUGUAUUUAGAAAUGAUUGUCUUUGGUUAGCUAAUCAACUUGAGACAAAACUGUCUCCAAAUGCUUUGCAUUCGUUCCCACAAUUGUCAGUACUGUUAAAGGAAUCUAUAGAACGCCUCAAGGAAUUAGGCAAUGCUUGGCAUGAAUUAACAAUGACUCAGAGAUUAGAAAUGAUACAAGCCUGUUUAGAUCAAUUGAAUGGAUUUUCUGGUAUGAUGGUAAUGGAAAAUGUUGAUAAAUUUCAACAAGUGUGUGAGCAAGUAAUUUCGCAAGUCAUUGACUUGGUAUUACUCUUUGCAAAGGAGGUGCGACCUGUGAUUGAUGAAGUCCUGUUCUUAGAUAUGUUGGGCCGUAUCACUGAAAGUAUCUUGAAUAGAUUGAUCAAGGAUAUUGAAGCAAUAAAAGAUAUAGGAGCAGAGGAGUCACAUGUGAUUGCACGUGCUCUUAAUAGUUUUGCUCAACUCGUGGGGGCAUUUGACUUACCAACCAGUGAUGCGACUGAAUCCUUUGUUUCUGAACUUGUCCCAAGUUGGCACAAAUUUUGGCUACUGAAGGAUAUUUUAGAAAUGAACAUGCGUGAAAUUAUGGAAAGCUUUCAUCGUGGUGAUCUUCAUAUGUUCGAAAAAACCGAGUUGAUUGGGCUACUCUGUAGCUUAUUUGCUGAUACAAAUUUGAGAGAAUCCAAUAUUGAAGAGAUCAAGGGAGGACAAAGCUCCAAUCGAUAUGAGACACCACCAUCCUAUACUGCAAAGAUACCCAGCCAGCAAGAGCAAUCAUCUACUUCUUUUGCUAGUCCACCAGCGUCUACACCUGCUGUAUCCAGUACUUCUGGAUCCAUUCAUUCUGGAUUGCAGUAUACACUUGACGAUGAUUUAGAAGAAACAGAAAUAGGCUGGAAAGAUGAUGAUGAUGAUGAUCUGUUCAAGGACGAUACAUAUCAGUCUUUAUUAAAUUCAUCUGCAGAGAAUAACUCUACAGGGCAUUCACGUUGUAUUUCAUUAGAGCCUUCCCAAACAAUGGAUAUAGAUGAUACAGCUGAUGGGUGGAGUGAUGCAGAUGAAGAUGUGUUUAAGGAUGAUAAAUUAAUAGGUUCAUCACAAUUAGUAGACGAAUUGCCCACUUCUUUUAAAACAACACAUGAUGAAGGCUCUAAAAAUACGAUACCAACAGUACAAAAGCCCUCUAUCUCUUUAUCAGCACCAGAUUUAGAUAUGCAAGAGUUAGAAGAAGGUGAAGGAUGGGGUUGGGAUGAUGAUGAUGAUGAUAUUUUUAACGAAGAAGAAGAAGAUAUAAAAUAACAAGAUCGCUAAUUAUGUAUACAUAAUUCUACAACAUACAGAAUUAGAAUAGAUAAUCAAUAAAAUCCAUUGAAUUGUACAUAUAACAAGAACAUAUACAUGUGUGUGUGUGUGUGUGUGUGUUGUAAUAAUGUAUUUUUUCAGCAAAAAAAAAUAAAAAAAAAAGAUAUGAAAAGAAUUCUUUUUA